Molecule: messenger RNA, 553 nt
Organism: Dimorphilus gyrociliatus
Lineage: Eukaryota; Metazoa; Annelida; Polychaeta; Dinophilidae
Source: the annotation of a GenBank genome assembly
AUUAUUAUCGACUGGAGAGCGGCCGGGACGCACGCUCUUAGGAAAAAUCAUACAUGAAAGAAGAAAAGAAGGCAAGAUGAAAGUAGCAUGCAUCAUCUUUCUCCUUCUCGCCUUAGCUAUUGUUACUCAAAGCCGGAGGCAACGACGGCACUAUUGGUCCAAAAGCCGAUGCCUGGAGAAGACUUUAGAAGAGAGAGAGGAGUAUGCCGACGUUGUUCUCGCCGCCACUGUCCGAAGAGUCCGUCGGAUUGAACGCCACCUCGUGGCCACUGUUGUAAUUAAGGGCAUCUUUAAGGGAAGUCAUUACCUAAACAAUGUUCAUGAUCGAAGAAAAAAGAUUUACAAGACGGGAGAAGGAAGGUACAUAAGGAUAAAGGGGCUCGGCAAUCCAAAGAUUUGCGACAACAUGGUUUAUCCACGCGAUACUAGGAUCUUUUUGUUGAAAUAUGAAAAGAAUGGAGAUUUAUUUCUUAACUCAAGUUUGGUAAGAAUAACAUUAAAUAACAUGGAAAGAACCGACGCCGCUGUCUCAAGUGAGUAUAAACUUCAAUAA